Molecule: messenger RNA, 765 nt
Organism: Entrophospora candida
Lineage: Eukaryota; Fungi; Glomeromycota; Glomeromycetes; Entrophosporales; Entrophosporaceae
Source: the annotation of a GenBank genome assembly
GGCAAAUUAGAAACUCCCCUUACGGCUACUGAAAAAGGAUAUCUCACUAAAGUAGAACAAUUAGAGACUGUUCGCAAUGCUACUCUCAGUACUUACGGAACUUGGAAAGCACUUGGUAGCAAUUUCCAAGAAAGAUUAGAUAAUUGGGAAAAGAACGAAGGAAGAGUCUUAGAAGAAAAAGGAAUUAGAACUUACUUUGAGGUGAUUAAAAUUGCUUUGGAGAAAGCUAGGCAAAACCAAGGUCUUAGUUCGGAAGAAGAAGCAGAGUUAUUGAUGAUUAAUAAUUACUUAACUGAAUCAAGAUUAAGAGCCGAAAACUUGCGGUUAGUUUUCAAAACUGAUGCGGAUAUCCCUAAUUCUUUAAUUGGCAACAUUCUCAAUAACUUAGAAGAUAAAAGUACUUUUUUCACAGAACUCAAGGAUUAUUUAAAAGGUAAAAAAGUUCCUGAAUUUCCCGCUGAUAUGGCUGAUGAAUACACUAAGUCUGACUAUUUCUUUACUUUGCCUCCUCAACAUGUAAUUGGAUUCUUGGUGGCUUAUCACAUUAAACACGAUAGUGUUAAGAAAAAAGAAAUGGAAGAUAAAAUGACCUUGGCUAAAAAUGAGCAAAAACUAGGCUUGGAUCUUACUAAAUAUGGCAAUGGCACUGAAUUUACAGAAGCUGGUAUCAUUAGAUAUUAUGCGGAAGAAUUAGGCGGAAUAAACCAUAGUUAUUCUAAAAAUGAACCUAAAAAACAAACGACUUCUCCUAAAGAAGGAUUCUGA